GUUUCCUGUUUGUCUGCGCGGAGCUCUGCUGAGUGAGCCCUCCGACCCUAAACACACCUGCUUCUAGAGUUAUUAAUAGAACUCACCGAAUGACAUACCGCUGUCAGAUGAAUUUUAACUGCAAAUCUAAUUUCUUACAAGGCAGCGGGGAGUGGUUCUCACCUCCUGAUCAGCUGCGGUAGUGGUGGUGGCUUUGGGCUGAAGUGUGGGUCUCCUCCCUUCAACCCCGCGGGUGGUUCUCUUAGGACACUUUGAGGCCACCACAGACCCAGCAAAAGCCUCUGGGGGGCUCUCCCGGCUGGAUAUUUGGGGCGAGAAAAGGAGUGAUCUUCUCUAGGACUUCCAUUUGCGUUUGAGUGGGAGAAUUUUCGCCCUGUGCAAAGGGGAUUUUCAGCUCGGGGCUGCGGUUUCCGAGGCCCUCUCCAGCCAAGGAAAAUCUACACAAAAAAGCCUGCCUGGAUCGCUUUCCCCGAACUACCCGGCAGCAGGCAGAUACUUCCUCAACCUCGCCCUCUAUCGUUUUGUCUGGAGCACCACCCCCUGGUUCCCGGCGACAUCGCUGCACACGAUGGGCUCCACCAUCAUCCCUCUGGUCAAAGCCUUUCGCGGUCCAGUCGCCGGUCUAGUUUCGGGUCCAGUCUCCGAUCCAGUCUCGGGUGCAGUCUCCGACUAUGGCAACUAUGACAUCAUUGUGCGGCAUUACAACUACACCGGCAAGCUGAACUUGGGCACAGACAAGGAGAACGGCAUUAAACUGACCUCCGUGCUGUUCAUUAUCAUCUGCUGCUUUAUCAUCCUGGAGAACAUCUUUGUUUUGCUGACUAUUUGGAAAACCAAGAAGUUCCACCGACCCAUGUACUAUUUUAUUGGCAACCUGGCCCUGUCAGACCUGUUGGCCGGAGUGGCCUACAUGGCCAACCUGCUUUUGUCUGGGGCCACCACCUACAAGCUCACCCCAGCCCAGUGGUUUCUGCGGGAAGGGAGCAUGUUCGUGGCCUUGUCCGCCUCCGUGUUCAGCCUCCUGGCCAUCGCCAUCGAGCGCUACAUCACCAUGCUGAAGAUGAAACUCCACAACGGGAGCAACAGCUUCCGCUCCUUCCUGCUCAUCAGCGCCUGCUGGGUCAUCUCGCUCAUCCUGGGCGGCCUGCCGAUCAUGGGCUGGAACUGCAUGGGCAAGCUGCCCAACUGCUCCACAGUGUUGCCACUCUACCACAAGCACUAUAUCCUCUUCUGCACCACGGUCUUCACUGUCCUCCUGCUUACCAUUGUCAUCCUCUACUGCAGGAUUUACUCCCUGGUCAGGACUCGGAGCCGCCGUCUCACCUUCCGCAAGAACAUUUCCAAGGCCAGCCGCAGCUCUGAGAAGUCUCUGGCGCUGCUCAAGACCGUGAUUAUCGUCCUGAGUGUGUUCAUCGCCUGCUGGGCCCCCCUCUUCAUCCUGCUCCUGCUGGAUGUGGGCUGCAAGGUGAAGACAUGCGACAUCCUCUACAGAGCCGAGUACUUCCUGGUGCUGGCUGUACUCAACUCGGGCAGUAACCCCAUCAUUUACACGCUCACCAACAAGGAGAUGCGCCGGGCCUUCUUGCGGAUCAUGUCCUGUUGCAAAUGCCCCAGCGGGGACUCCACAGGCAAAAUCAAGCGGCCCAUCAUCGCAGGGGUGGAAUUCAGCCGCAGUAAGUCGGACAAUUCCUCGCAUCCCCAGAAGGACGACGGGGACAACCCAGAGACCAUUAUGUCUUCUGGAAACGUCAACUCUUCUUCCUAAAACUGCAUGUUGCCGGCCCAUGGGGAGUGUUCUGCAUGGUCACCCACCACCCCGGCAGGCAGGCGCUUGGUGCGUGGGUUUCUCAGAGGCAGAGAGGGAGAGAAGGGUGGAGUACGAGGAGUUUGGUGAACCUGGGUGUUGGAGAAGAGAGUUGGUCCUUGAACAAUGCACUGGGAAGGGCGGAGACCAGGUUCUGGCCUGGUACCCAUUUCCUUCUCCCUGGAGCUUUGAUUUUGCACCAAGCCAAAGGUCUAGCAUUGUCGAAUUGCCGAAGGGUUCACAGCCCUCCUCAAAGACUUGUCCCCAAGUGAAAGCUCUCCCUCUCUGGAACUUGGAGGUGUUUUCUUUUACUUCCACCCAGUGUGGGCACUUCUGCUUGUCUAGGUAUGCUCUACACACCCACCCCCUGCUCUUCACACCUCUCCUCAGAAUUCUGUUACUUUAUAUUUUAGCUACCUGGCACAUUCAGCAGGCUAGGGAUGUGGCUUGGUUCAUUUCUGGGUCAUCUGUAGCUGGCAGGCCUUGUCUAGUAUAGACCUUGAGGAGAUGGAAAUGGUUUGGAGAUGUAAAGCAAUUUCGCUUACUGAGGCCAAAGUUUCCACAUAGCUGGGUCAGUAUUUUUGGAAUUUAGUUGAAGUCCUUUGACUUUUUUUUUUUUUUUUUUGGCAUCUUUACAAUGGAAUUUGUUACAGUAUCAACACAUUUAUCCAUUGUGCCUGAUAUUUGCCUAAGAAAGUUCAGUUAAUUUAAACAGUGUCAGCUGGGAUCCUUAGUGUCUUGGGAGAAACAAGAAAAGCAAAAUAACUGCUUUUGGGGUUAGGGAGGGGUGACUUGUAAACCAAGAGAGAUUUCUUGAUGAUUUUGUCUAACAAAUACAGCAUCUGUCUCUGGCACUUUUGUUGUUUAUUCAGAGUGUUGUGUGAUCAUUUUGACCCACAGACUGGUUUAUUUUGUUGUGUUAAAAGUUUCAUGGUUGUUGAAUGUAUUCCUUCAUCAGAGGGCAUUGUAUUGGAUUUUUCUAACCUUUGUUAACACCAUUGAAUGUGUAUGUUAAAAGAGAAUACCAUCUUUGUGUGCCCUCAAAGCAUUACUUUAACUGAUAGGGAACAUCAGAAAUAUUUCAGUACAGCUGUUAACUAGUUAAUGGAAGAUUUGUAUAAAUAUAAAGAAUAAAAAUAUAUUGCUGUCUCUUUAGUAAGGUUUUCAGUGCAAUUAAACGAUGAAAAAUGUCUUUUUGUGGGAAUAGUAUUUAAUAGAUUUCUGACUUUUUGUGGAUCAUUUUGCACAUAGCUUUAUCAGUGUUUAAACAUUAAUAAACUGAUU
Messenger RNA from Condylura cristata (star-nosed mole), 3088 nucleotides. It is a transcript of the gene S1PR1, whose product is annotated as sphingosine-1-phosphate receptor 1. Gene Ontology annotation, cellular component: membrane. The record is from RefSeq and is a predicted model, not a curated record. The transcript has 2 exons. Gene Ontology annotation, molecular function: sphingosine-1-phosphate receptor activity. Gene Ontology annotation, biological process: angiogenesis; sphingosine-1-phosphate receptor signaling pathway. Bases 569 to 1765 code for a protein of 398 amino acids. NCBI's taxonomy places the organism in Eukaryota, Metazoa, Chordata, Mammalia, Eulipotyphla, Talpidae.